AUGAUAAACAACAUCACUUUGUCUCUGCAACGGCUUGAUCCUAGAUACCAUAUUGUGAAAAAGGUUUUGGUUGGAAACUUAAACGUGAAAUUUAUCAAAAAGAACCGGACCGAUCUACGCAAUCAAAGUUUCAUAUUCAUCGGCGCACCCCACAGAGUACGUGUAUGCAGCAUCCCCGAUUGCAAUGUUAUUGUUCAAGAAUCAACCAAUAAAAGGUACCCAUACGAAAGACAGUACGACGUAGUUGACAGAAUAAUCCUAGGAGAGAUACUAAACCAUAUACUUGGUAAUGAAUUGUCUCCAAAUAUUUUGUUGGCUUCUUCAUAUUCAGAUUUUACUCUACCAUUACAACUUUUGAGGUGA
This is a messenger RNA of Camelina sativa (false flax), 363 nucleotides long. NCBI's taxonomy places the organism in Eukaryota, Viridiplantae, Streptophyta, Magnoliopsida, Brassicales, Brassicaceae. The record is from RefSeq and is a predicted model, not a curated record.